UGCUAUUUCCGUCACCCAUUCUGAUCUGCAUAUAUAAAUGCAUGAAACAUGAACUACAGACUCAUAUCGACUCUGUAAAAAUACAUAUAUUUUCACAAGCACCUAAACUUAUUGUGCUCCCAAAGAAAAAGUCAUUAUAAUGGAUUUAACGGCGUUAAAGGAAACUUUGCUGGAGAAUGGUCAAUCCCAUCUUCUGCAAUUUUGGGAUGAUGUAGAACCAGACCAACAACAAGAGUUGUACAACGACUUGUGUAAGAUCAAUAUCCCACAAGUUACCCAGUAUUUUGAAAAGGCAAUGAAGGCCAACACCACAGAAAAACUGGACAGCAGGAUGCAGCCGAUUCCAGAGGAGCAGUACUCCUCCUCCUCCCACUGCACGAAAGAGGAGCUUCAGAAAUACAGACAGAUUGGACUUGAUGCUUUACGGGAGGGCAAAGUAGCUGUCCUACUUCUGGCAGGAGGACAAGGGACACGAUUGGGGGUUAACUACCCGAAAGGGAUGUUUGAUGUUGAACUUCCAUCUCACAAGUCACUCUUCCAAAUUCAGGCAGAGAGAUUACAAAGAAUCCAACAAGUCGCUGGAGUCCAGAAUGAUCAUAAGGUGCCAUGGUAUAUCAUGACGAGUGAGGGUACAAAAGGGCCAACGGUUCAGUAUUUCCAAUCCAAGGACUAUUUCGGAUUGGAUGAAAAGAAUGUAAUCGUCUUUGAACAGGGAAUGUUGCCAGCGUUUACGUUUGAUGGCAAGAUCAUCUUAGAAAACAAGCACAAGAUGUUCAAGGCCCCAGACGGGAAUGGCGGACUUUAUCAAGCUUUGCACAAUGAAGGGAUAUUGAAGGAUAUGAAGUCUCGUUAUAUUCAGUAUGUCCACGUCUACUGUGUAGAUAACAUUCUUCUGAAAAUGGCAGAUCCGGUCUUCAUGGGUUACUGCAUUACAAAGGGUGCCGAUUCCGGGGCCAAAGUUGUGGAAAAAACUAUUCCAACAGAACAAGUUGGAGUAUUUUGCAAAGUUGACGGGAAAUAUCAGGUUGUCGAAUAUUCAGAAAUCACAACACAAACUGCUGAGCUGAUGAAUCCUAAAACUGGUGGACUGCAAUUCAAUGCUGGAAAUAUUUGCAACCAUUUUUUCACGCUUGACUUUCUGGAAAAGUUAUUGUCUGGGCUGGAGGAUACGCUGGUUCAUCAUAUUGCGAAGAAGAAGAUCCCCACAGUUGAUCCCAAUUCAGGGAAUACUGUAACACCAAAAUCACAGAAUGGAGUUAAGCUUGAAAAGUUUGUCUUUGACGUAUUCCAAUUUUCUUCCAAGUUUGCCGUUUGGGAAGUUCAAAGGCAAUAUGAAUUCAGUCCUUUGAAGAAUUCCGAUACUGAAAGUAAGGAUACCCCAACAACGUGUAGAAAUGACCUGCUCUUUAACAAUCUACAACAAUUACUCAACGCUGGGGUCACCUUCAACGGUAAAGAUAACGAAGUAAUGGAUCUAAAUAAUAAUCUUCCUGAAGUAGAAAUUUCUCCCUUAGUGUCAUACGACGGUGAAAACCUUGAGUAUAUAGCCAACAACGUAAUCAUAAGUAGUCCAUUACUAAUAGUAAAGAAAGGAGAAAAAAUUAGAUUAACAUCAACUAACAAUAUUAAAAUUUUAGAAGUUUAAUGAACGUAAUUUGAAUACAAAUAAUUACCGAAUAGUAUUUCAAUUUUUAGUUAAGAUUGUUCUUAAUAAUAAUAAAAAUCUCCUGCUUUGGUACAAUACUCUCUUUUACCAACUAAUGCACCUUACACAUAAUAAAAUCAUACAUCGCUUUAUAUUAAUAUUAUACGUGUAUAUGUAAACAUGUAUGUACAUUAAUAAAUACCUUUAGCUAGAAAGAC
Molecule: messenger RNA, 1863 nt
Organism: Folsomia candida
Lineage: Eukaryota; Metazoa; Arthropoda; Collembola; Entomobryomorpha; Isotomidae
Product: UDP-N-acetylhexosamine pyrophosphorylase-like protein 1
Exons: 1
Coding region: 140-1645 (501 amino acids)
Biological process (GO): UDP-N-acetylglucosamine biosynthetic process
Molecular function (GO): UDP-N-acetylglucosamine diphosphorylase activity
Source: RefSeq, a predicted model, not a curated record